AUCAAACAGGCUUCAUCGCGCUCUGCUCAUUUUCGCAGUUUGAUGGUCGCGAACACCGAGUUGUCUGAUUUCAGUUAGUAAUCUGAAGCUAAUUAUUAUCCUUUUGGAUAUCUUUUUGUGUAGCAAAAAACACGACGAUCUUAAAAAAGUCGCUCAUUUCUCUGUUUUUUGUGGAGUUUCGCCGGCAGAAGGAAGCGAACGAAAAACUACGUUGAGCAUGGCAGAUGGCGAGGGCUUUGUGGUGCGAGUAAGGGGUUUGCCUUGGUCCUGCUCCACAGAUGAGGUGCAGAGGUUCUUCUCAGAAUGCAAAAUCGCAAACAACGGCACAAGCAUACAUUUCACAUACACAAGGGAAGGACGGCCCAGCGGAGAGGCGUUUGUUGAGUUUGAUAAUGAGGACGAUCUGAAAAUUGCUCUCAAGAAGGAUCGGGAGACGAUGGGACACCGCUACGUGGAAGUUUUCAAAUCCAAUAAUGUGGAGAUGGACUGGGUUUUGAAGCAUACUGGCCCUAAUUGCCCAGACACAGCAGGGGAUGGCCUCGUUAGGCUUCGCGGUCUGCCCUUUGGCUGCAGCAAAGAGGAGAUUGUCCAGUUUUUUGCAGGGUUGGAAAUCGUGCCAAAUGGGAUAACAUUGCCGGUGGACUUCCAGGGGAGGAGUACGGGGGAGGCCUUCGUGCAGUUUGCUUCACAGGAUAUAGCUGAAAAGGCUCUAAAGAAACACAAGGAAAGAAUAGGGCACAGGUAUAUAGAGAUUUUCAAGAGCAGCCGCGCUGAGGUGCGCACCCACUACGAACCCCAGCGUAAGGUGAUGGGCAUGCAGAGACCGGGCCCCUACGACCGGCCGGGCGGUGGCCGUGGGUAUAACAGCAUGGGCCGUGGGGUCUCGUUUGAACGCGUGCGACGCGGUGGAUAUGGAGGGGAUGGUCGUUACGGGGAUGGAGGUUCCUCUUUUCAGAGCACAACAGGGCAUUGCGUGCACAUGAGAGGUCUUCCCUACAGAGCCACAGAGACAGACAUAUACAACUUCUUCUCUCCCCUGAACCCGGUGCGAGUGCACAUGGAGAUCGGCCCUGACGGCAGAGUGACGGGCGAGGCUGAUGUGGAGUUUGCUACGCAUGAAGAUGCUGUGGCUGCCAUGUCAAAAGACAAAGCUAACAUGCAGCACCGUUAUGUUGAACUGUUCCUAAACUCAACAGCAGGGGGUGGAAGCGGUGGAUACGGAGGUCAGAUGAUGGGGGCAAUGGGGAACCAGUCAUCCUAUGGGCACAGCAGUCAGCAAAUGAGCUCAGGAUACAGCGGCGGCUACAGCAACCAGAGCAGCAUGGGAGGAUACAGUGAUUACAGUAAUCAGGGCGGAAUGGGCAGCAGUUACUAUGGAGGAGGCAGCCGUGGCUCGAUGGGAAUGAACGGACUGAACAGCAGCAUGGGCGGUGGCUGGGGCAUGUAGCUUUCGCCACAUGGCAGAUUUCAGCCUGCGUGGUGAAUGACCAGUGACCAGCAUUAAGCAUACUCCUGUUUUUGUUGUUUCCAGUUUUCCUUUGCUCUGGGGCUGGUUUAGUGAAACU
Colossoma macropomum (tambaqui) is the source of this 1565-nucleotide messenger RNA. RefSeq names its product heterogeneous nuclear ribonucleoprotein H1 (gene hnrnph1). The record is from RefSeq and is a predicted model, not a curated record. Gene Ontology annotation, cellular component: ribonucleoprotein complex; nucleoplasm. The transcript has 11 exons. Gene Ontology annotation, biological process: regulation of RNA splicing. The coding region runs from base 218 to 1447 and encodes 409 amino acids. Gene Ontology annotation, molecular function: RNA binding. Lineage: Eukaryota; Metazoa; Chordata; Actinopteri; Characiformes; Serrasalmidae.